UCAAACACUUCAAACAGUUCAAACUCAUUACUCAAUCAAAACACAAAUGUUAAUGUCAAUAUAUACAACACACAACGCAACGAUUUCAAGAUUUCAUAAAAAAUGUAUAUUUAAGAAAAGAAUCAACUAUUAGCAAUACUGCUAUGACUUCUGAUAUUUAUCAUGAAAAGCAAGUUAGAGAAUUAUGUGCUCUGCAUGCUUUAAAUAAUUUAUUUCAGUCGAAAGAUGCAUUCACAAAAGCAGAAUUAGAUUGUAUUUGUAAUUCAUUAUCACCCGACCAUUGGAUAAAUCCUCAUAAAUCUGUACUUGGUCUUGGGAACUAUGAUAUUAAUGUUAUUAUGAAAGCAUUACAAUCUAGAGGAUGUGAGGCAAUUUGGUUUGAUAAGCGCAAGGACCCUAGUUGUUUAAACUUAGAAAAUAUAAAUGGUUAUAUUCUAAAUGUGCCAACAGAUUACAAAAUAAGUUUUAUUACAUUACCUUUGCGUCGUAGACAUUGGGUUACAAUUAGGGAAAUUGAUGGACUAUAUUAUAAUUUGGAUUCUAAGUUAGACUCUCCUCAAAUUAUUGGACGGGAAACAGAUCUGUUAAGCUAUUUAAGAGAUGAAUUAGACUGCAAAGACAAAGAACUGUUUUUGGUUGUUACUAGUGAAGUUGAGAAGAAUCAAAGUUGGUUAUUGGAUCGAGCUAAUUAUUCAAAUUCUUUAAACUAUAACAGGGAUGUGGAAAUUGUACAAUUGAAAGAUAUAUUAAGUGAAGGUUUUAUAGAUCCCUCUUGCGAAGACAAGCAGUGUAAUCAUUUUUCAUAGUAAAGUGGCCUAGUAAUUUUUAUAAUUUUUCAAUUUUCAAGACUGUUGUUUUUGUUGUCUGCUAUUUUAAUAAUAAAUAUCUGUAUCUGUGUAUUUAUAAGUUAUGAAAUGUUAAAUAUUGUGGCAAAUUAAAAAUAAUACUACGAUUAUUAACGAUAGCAGAUUUUUAAUGUAAUAAAAUAUAGUCAGUGUCGUUUGAAUUAACAACACUUUUGAAAUGUAUGUAGUCUUGACUUUAGUGUGCAUGAUUAUAAACAAAAUUGUGUUCAUUAGCAUAAAAUUUUGAAAUUCAAUGAUGUAAUUAUAUUUUAAGAAAUGUUAACGAAAAAUUGUAUAAUACUUUGAACUGUUUGCAUUUACAAUGUGCAGUUUGAGAAGACAAGAUGAAAAGAUUCUUAAAAUGUGGACGUUUUAUGUUAAACAAGUAUUGUGAUUUUAACAACAUAUACCAAAGCAGGUAGUAUACACCUAUUGAACUCUUUUGCCUUGUUUUCUUACAUUGGUAAACACAGUUGUUAUUUUGACAUUUUUGAAAAAUGAUACACAUACUUAGUUUGAAAUUUUGAACUCUGUAGGCAUGGAAUUCAAAAAGACAGUGCGUAAAUCAAAUUUUCUCUGAAAUUGCAUUUAAUUUUAUCUAUUAUUAGUAAAUAUAUGGAAAGUUAUUUUGGAUGCUUUCAUUGUAUGAACAUUAGUAUUAUGGGUCCAUAUUAUUUUAAUUGAAACACUUUGAAUAAAAAGUAUCUACAGCAUGAUCCUAAUAUUCUUAUGCACGUUUGGAUGAAGGAAUUAUCUAAUACUCCAGACAGUAUCUGUUUCAAAAAGCCAUAU
Anoplophora glabripennis (Asian longhorned beetle) is the source of this 1637-nucleotide messenger RNA. It is a transcript of the gene Josd, whose product is annotated as josephin-1. Gene Ontology annotation, biological process: protein deubiquitination. Gene Ontology annotation, molecular function: cysteine-type deubiquitinase activity. The coding region runs from base 144 to 806 and encodes 220 amino acids. NCBI's taxonomy places the organism in Eukaryota, Metazoa, Arthropoda, Insecta, Coleoptera, Cerambycidae. The record is from RefSeq and is a predicted model, not a curated record. The transcript is spliced from 4 exons.